Molecule: messenger RNA, 3729 nt
Organism: Eupeodes corollae
Lineage: Eukaryota; Metazoa; Arthropoda; Insecta; Diptera; Syrphidae
Gene: Hcs
Product: biotin--protein ligase
Exons: 13
Coding region: 396-3467 (1023 amino acids)
Biological process (GO): protein modification process
Cellular component (GO): cytoplasm
Molecular function (GO): biotin--[biotin carboxyl-carrier protein] ligase activity
Source: RefSeq, a predicted model, not a curated record
GUGUGCAGAAAAAUUCCAAUCCAAACUUUACUUAUCCAAAGGAAAGGCAGAGCUACAUUCUGAUUCUGCUAGAUUGCAGCGCGAAGUUAUUUUAUCUUCUGAUAGUUAUAGUAGUUAGUUAAUACAAUAAAUAUAUCACUGUUAUUUUAAGUUGUCGUGGAGACUUAUUCCCCCUACAUCUUGCCGAAAUCCUUAUUCUAUCUGUGUUUAUUAUAAUCAAUAAUUAAUAUGACAUCAUAAGAAUAAGAAGAAGCUGCAGAAUAAUUCUGUUUAAGGACGAAUACCGAUAGUCACUCCAAUCACUGUUAUCUACAAAACAGAUUUUGGCUUUUCCUACCAAAAAUUCUAGUCGAUUCCCUAUUAAAGACCUUACAAAAAAGGAGACUUAAGUGACAAUGUUAUCCCUCUACUAUGUGACUGCAACUUUUGUCCAAUCAUGGCGCAUCCAGAAAGCCUGCAACAAGAUUGCUGAAAAGUUUUCCGAGAAAUCUAGUGUGGUGUUCUAUGUUCUUCCCAAAGAUGGUUAUGAAGCCAACCUUGUCACUUCAGAAUUAUGCACUAAUCGUUCAGAAGCAAAGGUCUGUGACCUCCUUUGGAUGUUCGCUGACCGCAGGGGUUGUUGCCUUACGCCAUCACAAAACAUUCACAUCGGCCCAUGGGUGACUUUCCCCGAACCACCUACCUUAAUUCCAUUCAACUGUACUUCCUCAGAGGAACUCAGCUUGGACAAAACAAAAACCGUGCAUUUACUCUUAGAGACUGAUAUACUUCCUGCAUUGCCGGAAGCUAGUUUGGAAAACAUUAUGAUUGAAAAAUACGGUAAGCCAAUUGCAUGGAAAGUCGAUUCACAUUUUGCAGUACUACUCGAGAGCGACAUUGAUCAUUUUACAAAUCUACUCAUAGCAACAUUCUUGCAAAAUAAUUUAUGCAUUAACGAUUCGCUACCUUUAAUUCGUAUUGAAUCUGUUGGAUAUGAAGGUCAACCACAGCCCUAUGAAAUGAUGAAAAAACAUCUACGCAAGCAACUAACCUCACGUUGUGACUUUCAACUUGGCGAAGAAGAAUGGCUAAAACAUUUAGAUGGUCUACGCAGCUUAAGCGUACUAGCUAAUCAAGCAACUGAAUUUGAAUAUAACAAAAAUCGAACAGAAGGCAAAACUGGAAUAGUCAAACCAGAUUUAAUUCCAUCAGGUAAAAACAUGUCUGAACUUUCGUCUCAAGCUGCCUCAUCUGAAGAUGCGGUAGAUUCGAGAAAAUCUUCACCCAUUAAGGUUGUGAAUGAAAAACCAAAAAUCGAGGCUAAAAUAAGCCCAAUGAAACGUGUCAUAGAGGAGCCAGUAAUUAAAUCUGUAAAAGAAGAAACUGUUUUAAGGUCUCCUUCAAAGUCACCGGCAAAACAGGUCGAAGUUAAAAAAGAUGAUAUUAUUAAAUCCAAGCCCACCGAAGUAGUCAUCGAAUCCAAGCCAUCUCAUUUAGAAUCAAUAGUGACAGCUAAAAUCGAACCUAUUCCAAGAUCAAUUCCAGAGCCUUCUCCAGUUCCGGUUACUCCAAUCGAAACGGUGGCAAAGAAGGAAGACAAAAUGCCUGACAGUUCGAAACAUAAAACCCCCGAAGCAAUUUCGGCUGUGAAAAACAAUACCAAACGACCAAGUCUUCGAAGAAGCAAGGAAAGUUUGAAGGAGAGCAAACCUCUUAAUAUACUAGUCUACUCUGAUGUUGCAACGUCUAGAGACAAUGUGGUUUCAACACUAAAAAAUAUCCUCGAGAAAGAUAUGUACACCAUCUACCCCCUCACAUCGCAACAGGCCAAAGAAAAGUCAUGGAUUGACAAUACAUCUCUUUUGGUGAUAUGUGGUUCUGUUACCUCCGACUUGGGAGAAAUUCUAGUAGAUUACUUUCUGCAAGGCGGUAAGCUUCUCUCCCUAUGUUCAGAUGUUCUGCAUAUCGUGCUUCCAACAUAUCGUACUGCUGAGGUCCGCGAACACGAGCUUGUCCAGUUCUCUUAUGAUAAAUGGCAAAAGGUUAAAAUGAUGCACUAUAUUUUUUGUUAUCACCCAUCGCCGGUGAAGAAAAAUUUUUCCACCGACAGCGAUGAAUCGAGUUCGACUCUCGCCAAAAAACCAGCUAUAGUGUGUCCAAGGUCCAUUGAAUUGAAAGAUCUACAAGGAGACAUGCACAAUUUGGAUGUGAAGGUUCUGGGUUCUGAAGAGACGUGGAAUACUCCCAGCUUGCUUUUGGCCACUAAUUUGAAGAGCGGAGGAAAGGCUGUGUUUUCUCAGGUGCAUUUGGAAAUAAAUCCAUGUGAAUACGAGUCUGAUGAAAGUAAAUACAAAAUAUUGAAAGAGAAUGAAAAGAAUCGCCUGGAAAUAUUUGCUGAUCUUCUCGUUAAACAUCUCGGUUUUAUAACCAAAAAAGACGCUGUAUUACAGUCUGAACCUAAAAUAACCUAUCAAAAUGCGUAUUUCUUGGGAAGACAUGAGCUUAAAUUUGAGGUCUUGGAAAAACUAAAGAGUUUCUAUAAUGCUGAUAAUAUGAUUCAGACAUCAAAAUUAUCAAUGAAAUUUUUUGGUAAAAAUGAAACAGUUCCAAGCGGCAAAACAAAUAUUCUUCCAAUUUUGAUUCAUUCUUGCCCUGAAGAUUUCUCAACUGUUGAUUAUUUUGAUAACUUAUCCACAAAAGAUAUUGGACGCCUUGUUAUUUAUGUGCCAAUAAUAAGCAGCUCAAUGCAUAUUAUUUCUGAUCUUAAUCUCACACAUGGAAUAGCCGUUUUGCCAAGACAACAAACUGAUGGCCUUGGUCGUAGUAAUAAUCAAUGGCUUAGUCCAUUGGGAUGCGCUAUGUUCUCGCUGCAACUUCAUAUACCUAUAAAUUCACCAUUGGGAUCAAGAUUAUCACUUACACAGCACCUUAUCGCAAUAGCUAUUGUACAAACGAUAAAACAACUCGAUCAAUAUCAGUUCCUUGACCUUGGCUUGAAGUGGCCGAAUGAUAUCUACGUCAAUAGAGCGCAUAAAAUCGGUGGACUUUUGGUAACGAGUACAUUCCUUGGAAACGAUAUAUUGGUCAAUAUUGGUGUUGGAAUCAAUUUAGACAACAAAGUACCCGGUGUUUGUAUAAAUGACCUAAUACAAGAACAUAACCGUCUUAACCAUCAAAAAAUUCCAUUAUUGAGUUAUGAACGCCUAAUGGCUUUGGUAUUCAAUGAAAUCGAAAGACUUAUAGAUUUGGUACAAAGCGGCAAGAUAGAUGAAAUCUACACCAUGUACUAUAAAUAUUGGUUAAACGAGCAACAGGAAAUUGAAAUUCAAGAUCAAAGUGGCCGAAGAGAACAGGCUACCAUCGUGGGUAUUGACGAAUUUGGCUUUUUACAAAUUAAAACUAAAAAAGACAAAGCACUACGAUCGGUUCAACCUGAUGGCAAUAGUUUUGAUAUGCUUAAAGGACUAAUUCUUCCAAAGUACCAUUAAAUAUUUUAAUAAAAAAAAAAAUAAAUCAAAAUAAUUAACUACGUUAUGAUAACUAAUUCCGUUUGCAUCGAAGACGACGGCGAUGGCGAUCUGAUGUCAAAUCUUAUAACACUAGUCACUUAUAUGGAAAGUUUAUACUUCAAAAAUUAAAAAAAAAGAAGUAAAUGUUGGGAUUUCAAAAUUCAAAGAAAUCUCCAAAUACUAACGUAUUCCAUGAUCGGAUGCGAGAAAUAAAGUCUGUUAAAAUUGUCUGCGCAUUCCA